This is a messenger RNA of Solea senegalensis (Senegalese sole), 1384 nucleotides long. RefSeq names its product 1-acylglycerol-3-phosphate O-acyltransferase ABHD5-like. The transcript has 7 exons. Gene Ontology annotation, cellular component: lipid droplet. Gene Ontology annotation, biological process: negative regulation of triglyceride storage; positive regulation of triglyceride catabolic process. The coding region runs from base 41 to 1138 and encodes 365 amino acids. NCBI's taxonomy places the organism in Eukaryota, Metazoa, Chordata, Actinopteri, Pleuronectiformes, Soleidae. Gene Ontology annotation, molecular function: catalytic activity. The record is from RefSeq and is a predicted model, not a curated record.
AUUUUCUCACACGGUCGCGAGACAACGACACACACACAUCAUGCGUAGGAUGGCUGAGGAGAUUCAACCUGCCGGAGAACAGAGCUCCUGGAUAUUAAGUUGGCUUCCCUCUUGGUGUCCCACUUCUCCCUCUCUGUUGAAAGAUGCAGAGGAAAAAAUGCUGAAGAGUGUGAAGCAGCCUUUCUCCAGGCAGCACGUCCGGAUAUCCAACGAUAACUAUUUGUGGACCGUGGCAUUUUCAACUCACCCUCAGCCGCUCUCCUCGUCUCACCUCCAGCCCCACACCGUCGCCCCCAGACCUCCGUUGGUUCUCUUGCAUGGCGUUGGUGGUGGCGUUGGACUUUGGGCGCAAAACCUGGACUCUCUCUCCAGCAGUGGCCCGGUCUACGCGCUGGACCUGCUGGGCUUUGGCAGGAGCAGCCGUCCCCAGUUCAGCAGGGACGCCGAGCUAGCCGAGGAGCUGUUCAUUGCAGCCCUGGAAGAGUGGAGGGAAAAGGUUGGGCUGGAGGACAUGGUUCUGCUGGGACACAACCUCGGAGGAUACCUGGCUGCCGCCUACACUCUCAAACACCCAAACAGGGUAAAAAGUCUGCUGCUGGUGGAGCCGUGGGGUUUCCCUCCACGUCCUGAGAACCCGAACCACAACUCCAUCCCAGUGUGGAUCAGAGCCAUCGGGGCUCUUAUGAGUCCUUUCAACCCUCUGGCUGGACUGAGACUGGCUGGGCCUCUAGGUCCGACGCUGGUCCAGAUGAUCAGGUCCGAUUUUAAGCAGAAAUACUCCUCGGUGUUUGGCGACAACACCGUGUCCGACUACAUCUACCAUCUAAACGCACAAACUCCAAGUGGAGAAACAGCCUUCAAGAAUAUGACCAUUCCCUACGGCUGGGCAAAGAGGCCGAUGCUGGACAGAUUUGGACAGAUCCGGGCGGACAUUCCCGUUUUCUUCAUCUACGGAUCGCGCUCCAGCAUUGACUGCAACUCUGGACACGCUCUCAUGGGAAUGAGACCAGAUGUGGAAAUUACAGUGAUCAGAGGAGCAGGACACUACGUAUUCGCGGACCAGCCAGAGGACUUUAACCAGGUCGUUCUUCAGAUCCUCGCCAGAACAGACACAACGACUGAGGAUGAGAAGAUAUGAGACCUUCCUUCAUCCACAAGACGAACCCAUUACCCAGUCAUUCUUCAUCAUGCAUUUAAGAGACAAAUCACUGACUGAAGACUCCUCACUCUACACUCGGGUCCUCUCCGAGGUUUGAGGUCAGAGUCAGACGAUGCCGUGUGUUCUUUAUCAUGUAAGUAAUAUUUAUAAAUAAAUGUUUUCUUGUCCUCAUGUGUGGGUAAGAGUGAAUCCAGUGUUUGGAAAUAAAAAUAUGAAUUCUGAGAA